AUGAGUCGCUCUUAUAACGAUGAGCUUCAGUAUCUGGAUAAAAUCCACAAAAACUGCUGGCGGAUCAAGAAGGGCUUCGUGCCGAAUAUGCAGUUUGUGUUCGAGGAGCUGAGGAACGCCUGUCGUGGUGGAGGGUUCGGUGGUUUCUUGCCUGCUAUGAAGCAAAUCGGAAACGUGGCUGCGCUGCCGGGAAUCGUACACCGCUCCAUCGGUUUACCUGACGUCCACUCCGGAUACGGUUUUGCCAUCGGAAACAUGGCAGCGUUUGACAUGGACGACCCGGAGGCCGUGGUGUCUCCCGGUGGCGUGGGGUUUGACAUUAACUGUGGCGUCCGGCUGCUGAGGACUAACCUGGACGAGGGAGACGUGCAGCCGGUGAAGGAGCAGCUGGCGCAGUCCAUGUUCGACCACAUCCCCGUCGGCGUCGGAUCCAAGGGCGUCAUUCCCAUGGGAGCAAAUGUUUUUGUGUGUGUUUUAGAGUUUGUGUUUGAGUGGUCUCUGAGGGAAGGAUACGCUUGGGCCGAGGAUAAGGAGCACUGUGAGGAAUACGGCCGGAUGCUGCAGGCCGAUCCCAACAAAGUCUCGUCCAAAGCCAAGAAGAGGGGCCUGCCACAGCUGGGGACGCUGGGAGCGGGGAAUCACUACGCCGAGAUUCAGGUGGUGGAUGAGAUUUAUAACGACUACGCCGCCAAGAAGAUGGGCAUCGACCACAAGGGGCAGAUCUGUGUGAUGAUCCACAGCGGCAGCCGAGGCCUCGGCCACCAGGUGGCGACAGAUGCUUUGGUUGCGAUGGAGAAGGCGAUGAAGCGGGACAACAUCAUUGUGAACGACCGUCAGCUGGCCUGCGCUCGCAUCACGUCUCCUGAGGGUCAGGACUAUCUGAAGGGCAUGGCGGCCGCCGGCAACUACGCCUGGGUCAACCGCUCCUCCAUGACCUUCCUCACCCGACAGGCCUUCUCCAAAGUCUUCAACACCACACCAGACGAUCUGGACAUGCACGUCAUCUACGACGUCUCGCACAACAUCGCCAAGGUGGAAGAGCACAUGCUGGAGGGCAAACAGAAGACGCUUCUGGUGCACAGGAAGGGCUCGACGCGAGCGUUCCCGCCUCACCAUCCACUCAUUCCUGUCGACUACCAGCUGACGGGUCAGCCGGUUCUGAUCGGAGGAACCAUGGGCACCUGCAGCUACGUGCUGACCGGCACAGAGCAGGGCAUGACGGAGACGUUCGGCACCACGUGUCACGGAGCGGUGAGUCAUGUGAUCAGAUCUGCUACGGUAGUCGUGGUGGACGGCGUUGGGUGUGAGGACGUUCUGGAUAAACUGGCAGACCUGGGCAUCGCCAUCAGAGUGGCGUCUCCGAAGCUGGUGAUGGAGGAGGUGAGCUCUCUUCACAACCAGAAGCUCUAG
This is a messenger RNA of Cyprinus carpio (common carp), 1410 nucleotides long. RefSeq names its product RNA 2',3'-cyclic phosphate and 5'-OH ligase (gene rtcb). The record is from RefSeq and is a predicted model, not a curated record. The transcript is spliced from 11 exons. Lineage: Eukaryota; Metazoa; Chordata; Actinopteri; Cypriniformes; Cyprinidae. Gene Ontology annotation, molecular function: RNA ligase (ATP) activity. The coding region runs from base 1 to 1410 and encodes 469 amino acids. Gene Ontology annotation, cellular component: tRNA-splicing ligase complex; nucleus. Gene Ontology annotation, biological process: RNA processing.